Eurypyga helias (sunbittern) is the source of this 1083-nucleotide messenger RNA. Its product is annotated as piwi-like protein 2. The transcript has 8 exons. The record is from RefSeq and is a predicted model, not a curated record. The annotation marks the transcript as partial. Gene Ontology annotation, molecular function: piRNA binding. Gene Ontology annotation, cellular component: P granule. Gene Ontology annotation, biological process: regulatory ncRNA-mediated gene silencing. Lineage: Eukaryota; Metazoa; Chordata; Aves; Eurypygiformes; Eurypygidae.
CACUACGCGCGCCUCAGCAGCCUCCUGCGCCGCAUCAGGGACAGCCCCGAGGCCUCGCAGGAGCUGAUGCGCUGGGGGCUGCGCCUGGACCCGGACAUCCACAGGACCCAGGGCCGGGUCCUGCCCGUAGAGAGGAUCAGCCUGCGGCACAACUCCUUCUUCCCGGCCGAGGACCUGAGCUGGAGCAAGGAGGUCACGCGAGAGCCCUCCAUCUCGGCGGUGGCCAUGAAUUACUGGCUCCUGGUUUACCCCAAGCGCCUGCAGGACCUGGCCAAGGACUUGGUGGCCGCCAUGGAGAGCGUCUGCAGCCCCAUCGGAAUGCGCGUCAGCCGCCCCGCCGUGGUGGAGCUCAGCGACGACCGCAUCGAGACCUACGCCAAGACCAUCCGGAGCGUUCUGGGCAGCGAGGACAGGGUGCAGCUGCUCCUCUGCAUCAUCUCCAGCAGCCGGGAGGACUUGUACGGGGCCAUCAAGAAGCUGUGCUGCGUGCAGUCCCCUGUGCCCUCCCAGGUUAUCAAUGCUCAGACCCUCGCGGGUCAGAAGGGCAAGAUGCGGAGCGUGGUGCAGAAGGUGCUGCUGCAGAUCAACUGCAAGCUGGGCGGCGAGCUCUGGGGGGUCGACGUCCCCCUGAAGCAGCUGAUGGUCAUCGGCAUGGACGUCUACCACAGCCGCAGCAGAGGGAUGCGCUCCGUCUUCGGCUUCGUGGCCAGCAUGAAUCAGGUCCUCACCAAGUGGUAUUCCAGGGUGGUUUUCCAGAUGCCUCACCAGGAGAUCGCCGACAGCCUGCGGCUCUGCCUGGCUGACGCCCUGGAGCACUUCCACGAGAUGAACCACUGCUUGCCCAGGAAGAUCGUGGUGUACAGGGACGGCGUGUCCGACAGCCAGCUCGACACCGUGCUCAAGUACGAGAUCCCGCAGCUCCAGAAAUGCUUCGACACCUUCGACAACUACCAGCCCAGCAUGGUGGUGGUGGUGGUGCAGAAGCAGAUCAGCACCAACUUCUACACCCUCACCCCGGAGCAACUGGCCUCCACCCCGCCGGGGACGGUCAUCGACCACACCAUCACCAGCUCCCAGUGGUGA